CAUUUCGCGGCUUACUUCCUGAUUUUGCGGUAUACGCACCGCCGCCUACCUCCGGACCUUGUUAUAUACGCCCCCAAACGUAUACGUGGGCGACUCAUACCCUCCCUCGUUUGUGUUCAUCCUCGUCGCGCGGUUCAGCCAUGGCCACCACUCUUCCCCCUCACCUCGCGCGGAAGCUCGAUGUCCUCAUGAUCGACAACUUCGACUCCUUCACCUGGAAUUUGUACCAGCAGAUCUCGCUGCUGGGCGCCGACGUGACGGUCAUUCGCAACGACGCCAUCUCCCCGGACUUGCUUCCCCAGCUGCAGAUCAACUACCUGAUCAUAUCCCCCGGACCUGGGCACCCCAAGACGGACUCGGGCAUCUCCAAUGCCGCUAUCAAGUAUUUCACUGGGAAGGUCCCAAUCAUGGGCGUCUGCAUGGGCCUCGAGUGCAUUGUGGACUCGCUGGGAGGGACGAUUGCGUAUGCAGGCGAGAUCAUGCACGGAAAGCUCAGCCGCGUACGCCACGACAACCGUGGAUGCUACAAGGAUGUGCCGCAGGGCAUCCUUUCCACUCGGUACCACUCGCUGAGCGCCUCGCUAUCCACACUUCCAGCCGACCUCGCGAUCACGGCGCUGACCGAAGAGUCCGGAGUGAUUAUGGGCGUCCGCCACCGCAAAUACACCGUCGAGGCCAUCCAGUACCACUGCGAGAGUGUUCUCAGCGAGGGGGGUGAUGCAUACCUCCGCAACUUUCUCAACCUCCGCGGGGGCACCUGGGAGGAGAACCCCGAGGCCCGCGUCAACGACCGGUCCCUCCCCCCGUUCCCGACGGAGACGAUGCCGCAGCAGAUGGCGAAGAACCCGACCGUGUCGUCCAAGGCGCCCUCCAUCCUGGACAAGAUCUACAAGCAGCGCAUCGCCGAUGUCGCGCAGGCGCAGUCGACGGCGGGCACGACAAUGCAGGACCUCCUUACCAACUACUCGCUCAACAUCGCCCCUCCGCUCAUCUCCUUCGUCGACCGCCUGAAGCAGAACACGUCCGGCAGUCCAUCGCUCCUCGCUGAGAUCAAGCGCGCCUCCCCCUCUAAGGGCCCGAUCUCGGUCGCCACCUCCCCCGCGUCGCAGGCGCUCACCUACGCCCUUGCCGGCGCGCACACCAUCUCAGUGCUUACCGAGCCCAAGUGGUUCCUCGGCUCGCUGCAGGACAUGCUUCACGCGCGCACCGCCGUCGCGAACCUCCCUAACCGCCCCGCGAUCCUGCGCAAGGACUUCAUCCUCUCGCGGUAUCAGAUCCUCGAGGCGCGGCUCUGGGGCGCGGACACGGUGCUGCUCAUCGUGAGCAUGCUGCCGGAGCCGCUGCUGCAGGACCUGUACAAGUACUCGCUCGAGCUCGGCAUGGAGCCCCUCGUCGAGGUGAACAACACGCGGGAGAUGGAGACCGCGCUGGCGCUCGGUGCCAAGGUCAUCGGUGUCAACAACCGCAACUUGCACGACUUCAACGUGGACAUGAGCACGACGAGCCGGUUGACGGAGAUGAUCAAGGGCAAGGACGUCAUCCUUGCGGCGCUCAGUGGCAUUUCGACGCCCGAGGACGUGAAGAAGUACCACUCGGAGGGUGUGUCGGCCGUCCUCAUUGGCGAGAGCCUGAUGCGCGCGAAGGACACCGCCGCCUUCAUCCGCCACCUCCUUUCCCUACCCGAGCCCGAGACAAGGAACUGGACGGAUGCGAAGCCUCUCGUCAAGAUCUGCGGUAUCCGAUCGGAAGAAGAGGCACUACAGGUCGCCGAGGCAGGCGCAGACCUGCUCGGCCUGAUGUUCGCGCCCUCAAAACGCCAGAUCGACCUUCCCACGGCCAAGGCCAUCUCCAAGGCCAUCCGCACCGCUCGAUUUGACUCAUCCUCAUCCACCUCGACCCCCUCCGCCCCCUCCACCAGCAAUGCCCCCUGGUUCACCGCGCACGCCAACCGGCUCUCCGCCUCCGCCUCUCGCCCCCUCCUCGUCGGCGUCUUCCAGAACGCGCCGCUCGAGGAAAUCCUGCACGUCGUCGCCGAAGUCCAGCUCGACCUCGUCCAGCUGCACGGCGCCGAGCCCACUGACCUCGCGCGGCACAUCCCCGUGCCCGUCAUUAAGGUCUUCCACGCGGGUUCGGACGCGCGCAGCGUCGCGGGCAUCACGCGCGGUGGCGCGCACCAGUUUGUCCUGCUCGACAGCAUGCGGGAGGACGGGCUGUCCGGCGGGUCGGGCAAGGUCGCGGACUGGGAGCUCGCGCGGAGUAUCAUGCAGGCAGGCGAGAUCGUCACGGAUGGCGGGGCGGCGUAUAAGGGUGCGGCGCCGGUAGCGGAUGUGAACGGGGACGCGGUGGAUGUGGCGAAGCAUGGGGGUGCGGUUACGACGCCCUCUAGGUAUCCGCUGCCCAUCGCGCUUGCGGGUGGGUUAACGCCGGAAAACGUCGCUGAGGCGAUCGCGAAGGUGGGCCCAUGGGCGGUGGAUGUGAGUGGGGGUGUUGAGACGGAGGAUGGCAGCGCGAAGGACCUGGACAAGGUUCGGGCGUUUAUCCAGGCUGUCAAGGCAUGAGAGCUAGGGUAUAUAUAUUCACGAUUUGCAUGUCCCAUCUUACUGUAGUUGUAGUCCCUUAUAGAUGCUGACCUGAGUUGGAAAAUGGGUAUGAUAUGAGCGCCGCGUCUUCAACACGUCCUGGAAAGGCUCUCGGAGUUGCUCAAGCCAGCGUUGCGAGUUUGAAGUCAGGGG
Molecule: messenger RNA, 2732 nt
Organism: Schizophyllum commune H4-8
Lineage: Eukaryota; Fungi; Basidiomycota; Agaricomycetes; Agaricales; Schizophyllaceae
Product: glutamine amidotransferase
Exons: 2
Coding region: 141-2558 (805 amino acids)
Biological process (GO): L-tryptophan biosynthetic process
Molecular function (GO): phosphoribosylanthranilate isomerase activity; anthranilate synthase activity; indole-3-glycerol-phosphate synthase activity
Source: RefSeq, a predicted model, not a curated record